AUGAGGACGUAUGCAAGGAAGCGUCCUAGCAACCAGCUAAUUGAAGAUGUACAUGAACUAUGCCGCCUGUGUCUGAACAAAGCCAUGGAGGCCAUGCCUAUCUUCACAAAUGAUUCAGACACUGUCUGUGCAACAUUAGCAAUCAGAAUCAUGAUUUGUGUGGGUUUGGAGGUGACAAGAGAAGAAUGUUUACCUAACAUAGUGUGUAUAGACUGCUAUAAUGAAUUAAACAAAUAUUACACGUUUAGGAAGAAGUGUGAAGCUACAUAUCAAAAACUUAAGUCUCAUGUUCUAGCAGUGAAAGAGAAACAGUACAAGCAGAAGAUUUUAAUGGAUGUUGAAAAAAAGAAGAUGUUGGAAGCAGAAAAUAAAGAACAACUGAAGUUUGUUGUAACAUUUGACAAGGAACAAUAUGAUGAAGUCCAUGAAGUGUUAAACUUAAACGGUGUGGCGCAAGUUAAUAACUUUGUAGAUAAAUUACCUGAAUUAGAUAAGGUUGAUAGUACAGAAGAAGAUAAUAAAGAAAAAGAAACACUUGAUCCAAUUAAUGAAGAACAACAAUCAGAAGACUUAGAAUCAUCGAAGCCUGACAUAAAUACAUUCUUGUCAACAAUGUUAUUAGAACUGGGUAUACUGACGCAACAAGAGAAUGUUCUGGAGUUGACCAAUCAGAAUAUCAAGUCUUUGGAGCUGGAGACCGGAGACGGGAGUCAGAUUACACUGGAAUUGAUGGAGGAAGAUGAUCUUGAGGAACAGGAACAGCCACAAGAACCGAUAGACACAAAUGAGGCGCCAAGCACAAUAAAAGAAGAAAAUGUUAUCAAACAAGAAGAUAUUGUAACAAAGUAUAUUGUAACUAAUACUGUUACCAAGAAAGAUGUAAAGGGUGACAAGAAGAAUAAACUGAUUAACACUGGGUCAUGGUGCGAGGAAUGUGGCAAACGCCUCGCCUCUAAGAGUGCACUCACUCGUCACAUGCGUAUCCAUUCAGGGGAGAAACCCUUCACUUGUGAUAUGUGUGGCCGACGCUUCGCGCAGAGAGAGGUCAUGCUACGACAUCUACUGGUCCAUGAAGAGCGGCGCCCAUACGCGUGUCCAUCGUGCGACAAGAGCUUCACGCAGCGCGGCGCUCUGGAGGCGCACGCGCGCGCGCACGCCCCGCCCUCCGCCCGCCCGCUGGCGCUGCAUCGAUGCGACAGAUGCCCCAAGGUCUUCCUACACUCCUCCGGCCUGAGCCGGCACAUGAUGAUGCACAACGGGCGCGUGUACGAGUGCGGCGCGUGCGCGCGCGAGUUCAAGGACAAGAGCUCCCUGCUGCGCCACCUGCGCAACGCCAACCACGCGGCCCGACCUGCGCCCGCCAACCACGCGGCGCGCCCCGCGCCCGCCACUUGA
Molecule: messenger RNA, 1395 nt
Organism: Spodoptera littoralis (African cotton leafworm)
Lineage: Eukaryota; Metazoa; Arthropoda; Insecta; Lepidoptera; Noctuidae
Source: the annotation of a GenBank genome assembly